Linnemannia hyalina is the source of this 723-nucleotide messenger RNA. Lineage: Eukaryota; Fungi; Mortierellomycota; Mortierellomycetes; Mortierellales; Mortierellaceae. The record is from the annotation of a GenBank genome assembly.
AUGGCAGCCUUCAGGACCAACUCCACCAUCGCCCGCUCCCUCCUCUCCGCGGUCUCCAGGAGGACCCUCAUCCGCUCUGUCCUCGCACCUGCCGCACGCUCAUUCUCGAUCCUCGCCAAACCCGAUGCCACUACCUCCUCCGCCUUCAAGAACAACAACACUCAGCAGAAGCAGGGGUUCGCAACGUCCUUGGCAGAUUUCUCGAUCAAGUCGGAUGAUUCGUUGGACCAGGCUCAGCAGUACAUGGAUGAGGGUGUCUCCUUCCAGGCUAAUAAUAUGUUGCCUUUGGCCAUGAGCUCCUUCCAGAAGAGUAUUAACGUGCGGCCUACUGCGGCGGCACACUACAACAUGGGCGUCUGCUACUUCCAACUCGGCGACUUCCAGUCCUCCAUCAACUCAUUCCAGGAAUCUUUGAAGCUCUCCCCACACCACGCAGAUGUCCACACCAACAUUGCCACCGCCCACAUCAAGCUCAACUCGAACCUGGACGAGGCCUUGAGGCAUCUCCAGGCUGCUGCUAAUAUUUCCCCUCAGGACGCUGAGAUCCAGUUCAACUUGGCGGUGAUCAGCGAGCAGACAGGAGACUUUGACGGCGCCAUCAACGCAUACACCGCAGCGGUCGACCUCGGAAUCGAGACGGCCUCGGUCAACCUCAGAAACGUCAAGACCAAGAAGUUUGCAAAGCUUACCAAGGAGGCCGAGUUCCGGGACGCUAAGAACUAG